Molecule: messenger RNA, 2607 nt
Organism: Actinia tenebrosa (Australian red waratah sea anemone)
Lineage: Eukaryota; Metazoa; Cnidaria; Anthozoa; Actiniaria; Actiniidae
Source: RefSeq, a predicted model, not a curated record
AUGGACGAUAGCAUGGACUCUACUUCAGAUGACCACACAGGAAUAGAACUGUACAGACAGUUAUCAGAAUUGUGGGAAAGAGCUGGAAUGCAUGCGAGAAAAUGGCUAUCGAAUUCCCCAAAGGUGCUGGAACAAAUACCGGUCGAUGACAGAGCCUCCGAGGUAGACUUAGACCAAGGCCAUCUACCAUCGGUAAAGACGCUUGGGGUACUGUGGGUAGCUGAGGAGGACAUGUUCACCUACAAGGCACACCCACCAGGAAAGGAAUUCAAGUUUACAAAGCGGAAUUUUCUCAAGAGUAUCGCAACACUCUUCGAUCCCUUGGGUUUUCUAGCACCAUACACCGUUCGCGCCAAAAUCAUUCUACAGGAAAUGUGGACCACCGGGAUAGACUGGGAUGAACAGAUGAAAGAGGAACAAGCAAAAAAGGCAAGACAAUGGUUCCAAGAGUUAGAGUCCCUACAGUGCGUACGAGUUCCGCGAUGCCUGAAACCUAAUUUUGAUGAGGUGAUUUCAACAAGUUUACAUUCGUUUGCCGACGCUUCAACAGCGGCGUAUGGAGCAGUGGUGUACGCAAGAAGUGAGUACAAAAAUGGGAUCGUUACUGUACGAAUGGUGGCAUCGAAAUCAAAGGUCGCACCGCUUACAGCCAUGAGUAUAGGACGUCUUGAGUUGAUGGGGGCAGUGUUGGGAUUGAGAUUGAGUAUGUCAAUAGCCAAGGCAUUAGACAUUGAUCCAAGCUUAACCACGUAUUGGUCAGACAGUAUGAACGUGCUAUGGUGGAUACACCGACCAAGUAGAGUCUUCAAGUCAUUUGUAGCAAACCGAAUCGGAGAGAUCCAAUCAUCAAGUAACCCUAACCAAUGGAGAUACGUGCCAACCGAUGACAAUCCAGCGGAUUUUGUCACGAGAGGAUUAACAGUUCCAGAACUUGCCGAAAAGAUUUCAUGGUGGGAAGGACCGAGUUACCUCAAAGAGAAACCAUCAGACUGGCCAAUAAACAAGAUCCCACAUGCCAGUGCAUCUGAUACAGAAGUAAGGAAAACAAAAAGGUGCCAGCUAGACACCUGCGAUAAAAGAGGCAGAACUAUGGUGGUUAUCAAAGGAGAAGACGAACCGCGCUUAGAACCAAAACGUUUUUCGAGUUGGUUGAGACUAACCAGAAUCCAAGCAUGGAUUUACCGUUUCCUGAACAACUGCUUACUUCCAAGCAGUAAACGAACAAGGGAUGAGCUGACUGUCGAGGAAAUCCAGGAUGCUGAGAACAGGAUCAUAAAAGCAGCACAGAAAAGGGCAUUUGAAGCAGAGUAUUCAGCAUUAUCCUCUGGAAAACCACUUCCCAUCACCAGCAAGUUACUUACGUUAAAGCCAAGACUGGACGACGACGGUGUGAUGAGGUCAGAUGGCCGAUUAGAGAAUGCCGAGUACUUACCAUACGAUGUCAAGUAUCCCAUAAUAUUGCCUAGAAAAGAGUGGGUAACGAGGCUGAUAGUAAGGUGGUUUCAUCAGCAAGGAAAUCACACAGCAGGGACAAACCAAACGUUAGCAAUGCUUUCGUCGCGUUUCUGGGUAAUGCAAGGUCGAGAAGAAAUUAGAGAGUGCGAAGGAGAAUGUUACGAAUGCCGAAGAAGAAAAGCAAAGGCAGCUCAGCAAAUCAUGGCACCUCUACCAAAGAUCAGGCUUAAGAUGCCGCUUCGUGCUUUCGCUCGCACAGCAGUUGAUUUUGGAGGCCCGUUUAUAACAAUCCAAGGAAGAGGACAGCGUAGAGCUAAAAGAUACCUUUGCCUGUUCACGUGCUUAACUUCAAGAGCGGUACAUCUGGAGAUUGCAUUUGGUCUCGACACUGAUUCAUUUCUCAAUGCGUUUUAUCGAAUGGCAAGUCGACGAGGGCUUCCAGAAGAAAUGAUUUCGGAUAAUGGAACCAAUUUCGUGGGAGGCGAUCGAGAACUACGAGAGCUGGUAGAGAAACUAGACAAGAACAAGAUUGCAAGUUCAAUUGCAAAUAGAGGGGUAAAAUGGCAUUUCAACCCUCCUCUGGCUCCUCACUUUGGGGGCGUACACGAGACGAUGAUCAAGGCAGCUAAGAGAGCAAUAUGUGGAAUAUUAGGAAAUGCUGAUGUAACAGACGAGGAGUUGAUGACAGCUUUUACAGGUGCUGAAGGACUUAUAAACUCUCGACCGUUAACCUAUCAGUCAGCCAAUCCAGCAGAUAACGUCCCAUUAACACCGAACCAUUUCCUUCAUGGUCAGGUCGGCGGAAAGUUCGCUCCCGAAUCCGUAGACGAGACAGAUUUUAAUCUUCGAAAAAGAUGGAGACGCGUUCAAGAACUAGUUCGACAUUUUUGGAACCGCUGGAUGCGAGAAUGGUUACCGAAGUUAAAUGCAAGGAAAAAGUGGUUCAAACAAGGCAAAGACUUAAAAGUUGGCAACACAGUAUUAGUAAUUUCUCCGGAUACGCCACGUGGACAAUGGCCGUUGGGCAGAAUAACUGAGACGAUUCUUGGCAAAGAUGGACAUGUGAGAGUUGCUAAAGUCAGGAUUGGACAGAAAAUCUUUGAAAGGCCUAUAUCAAGAUUAUGCCCGCUGGAGUGCGAAAUAGAUGAUUGA